Messenger RNA from Mizuhopecten yessoensis (Yesso scallop), 8012 nucleotides. RefSeq names its product alpha-mannosidase 2-like. Gene Ontology annotation, cellular component: Golgi membrane. The record is from RefSeq and is a predicted model, not a curated record. Gene Ontology annotation, biological process: protein deglycosylation; N-glycan processing; mannose metabolic process. The coding region runs from base 377 to 3688 and encodes 1103 amino acids. The transcript has 2 exons. Lineage: Eukaryota; Metazoa; Mollusca; Bivalvia; Pectinida; Pectinidae. Gene Ontology annotation, molecular function: alpha-mannosidase activity; carbohydrate binding.
GCUGCUGGGGGGUACUGAAGUGUUGGGGAGAGACGGAUCACUCAUACUUCAUGGGGACAGCUAUAGAGCCACUUUGAUGUUAGAACGGGGAUGUGGCCAGGAUUACACACAAAAACUAUGCACUGGAUUUUUCUUAACUUCAAACAUUUUCAGUUACUUCUGCAAAUUGGUGUUUAAGUCCGACUGGGUGGUGUUAAGGACUCCUGACUUAACUUUUGUGCCGUGUACCCUAGGUCACAGACUUUUCCCCACGCCAGGGGAUUUAGUGUUUACUGUAAGUCUAGGGUGUCUCCUAUCCCCAGGGGCUCUGCUGCUGUAGCCAAUAUCAGAGGGCAUUCAUUUGUGUGGUGUCUUUUGGGAUUUUAACACCUUAAGGAUGAAGCGAAGCAAAAACAGGAAAACAGGAUUAAACUCUCCGUUGGUGACCGACUGUUGGUUACCAUGGAAACAUGAGUCCGGGAUGAAGUUCCAACAACGCUUGUUGAUCUUGGCUGGCCUGGGCCUGGUUGCCCUGGUGGGGCUGGUUGUCCUGGGCAGCACACAGCUCAUGGCCAUCCUUGAUAUAGGUCAGAGCAAUCGACCCAUCUACCGCGAAUCACCGUACCACGGCCGUGUUUUACGGUCUGUGUCCCGCGAAGUCUGCCAGGGCAUGGGUACUGUAACACCCACAACCACUAUCACCACACAGGCGCUGAAAAACCGCACCACCUAUGACAUGAAAAGCAAUGGCCAGUAUGUGAUACCAACAGAAAAAUCAGAUUCUACAGAGCCACUGACAGUGAUUGUGGUGCCACAUAGCCACAAUGACCCCGGGUGGCAACGGACUGUCGAGGAGUAUUAUGUCACCAAAACCAAAAACAUUCUCAACAAUAUGGUACAUAAGCUAAGGAUUUACCCAAACAUGACCUUUGUCUGGGCCGAGACUGUGUUUUUGAGCAUGUGGUGGAACGAACUGGAAGACGACACCAAGGCGCAGGUCCGGCGUCUUGUGAGACGGGGCCAACUUGAGAUCGUCCUUGGUGGCUGGGUGAUGCCAGAUGAGGCCAGCACACACUAUUACUCCAUCAUUGACCAGCUGAUGGAAGGCCACCAGUGGCUUGGGGAAAAUCUCCGUACCAAACCAGUCAACAGCUGGUCUAUUGACCCAUUCGGACAUUCCGGUACCAUGCCCUACUUGUGGAAAAGUGCUGGUUUAGAGAACAUGGUUAUUCAGCGCAUACAUCAAUCCACAAAGGCUGCUCUAGCAAGGAAUAAAAGUUUAGAAUUCAACUGGCGACAGGUGUGGGAUACUACAGGACACACUGACAUUCUGUGUCACACCAUGCCGUAUAUGUUGUACGGCACCAAACACACCUGCGGUCCAAACCCUGAUGUGUGUUUAAUGUUCGAUUUUUGGCAGGCGGAUCACGGCUUCCACAGAGAAUUCUCUAAACCAGUCACUGUGAAGAACGUUGAGGUGCUGGCUACGGCCUUGUACAGGCAGUACCGAUCCAAGGCAAGUUUGUAUCGGUACAACACCAUCCUUGUCCCACUUGGUGACGAUUUCCGAUACGACCAGGAAUCGGAGUGGGACAAACAAUACCAGAACUACGAUAUGCUAAUGCAGUAUAUGAACACUAAGGAGGAAUGGGAGGUUAACAUUAAAUUUGGAACACUGUCCGAUUACUUUAAAGCUGUAAGGAACUCGGAAGAAAUUUUAAAACAGGAAAAUCCAAUUGAACAGUUUCCUUCUCUAAGUGGUGAUUUUUUUCCGUAUUCUGAUAAAAACAAUGCCUACUGGACAGGAUACUUCACAACUCGACCGUUUGAUAAAAAGUUGUCAAGGGACGUACAGGCAAAUUUAAGGGCCGCAGAAAUGUUAUAUGUACUUACUAUAGCUUAUAUGAAAAAGUGGAAUCGUCCCUUUAAGUAUUACCACGAGACUGCGACACAUUUACAGCAAGCCCGUCGUAACCUGGGCGUGUUUCUUCAUCAUGAUGCCAUCACUGGCACAUCGAAGGCAUACGUCGUCGAGGACUUUGAGCGCCUCCUAAUGGCAGCGUACAACAGCACUCAGAAAGUUUUGACAAUUGCGACACAAACACUGUUGACACAGGGGCGAUUAGACUCUCCUCUGAUCAUCAGCCCAACUCUGUCCUACUCUGACCAUCGGUCACUCCCACGCCGGCAGGUCCUUCCUGUCGUCGAGUUUGGCUCUAAAGUCAUGCUGUACAAUCCAACCAUGCAUGACCGAACAGAGAUGUGGACACUACUGGUCAAUUCUGACCAUCUUAUCAUUCGUGACUCCGACAACCAAGUUGUGCCCCACCAAAUCAAUCCUGUCUGGGAUACUAAAAGUGCUGUGCACGAACGUGUUUACGAGAUAGUAUUUCUCAAAAAGCUAUCUCCCUUGUCAAUUGAAACAAUUUUCCUCUAUAAAGAAGAGAAAGUGACAAAUGACAACUCAUUCCCAGCUGAAAUCACCAUCUAUAAUACCAAGGAACUAGCUGUGCCACCACACUCACGAUUCUAUCAGAACAGGCCUCGAGAUUCUAAUCACUUCAGUGGACCCAUAGUAUUGGAGAAUGAUUUUUUACGAGCUGAAUUUAGUCCCAAGGACGGUAUGCUUAAACAGAUAGAGAAUAAAGCAACUGGAAAUGUGACAUUUAUACAACUUGAGUUUCUCCAAUACACAUCACAGGGAAGUGGAGCCUACCUCUUCUACCCAACCGCACAGGGUGCUGGCCCCACGCUAAAGGGUCUUCCUAUUGUCAGAGUGACACGGGGGCCACUCAUGUCGCAGGUGGAAGUCAUAUAUCGCCAUAUCCAGCACCUUGUCCAAGUGUACCACCACCCUGGGGCUCAGGGGCAGGGCCUCCAUAUAGAGAACCUCAUCAAUAUGUACGCACAGGAGCUACACGAUCGGGAGAUCAUAAUGAGGUUCAACACCAACAUCAAAAAUUCAAAUUUGUCGUACUACACAGACGAGAACGGCUUCCAGCUGAUUGGUCGUUCCACAGAUACAAAGCUCCGUACAGAGGCCAACUACUACCCAAUGACCAGCAUGGCGGUGCUCGAGGACCAUGAGUGUCGUCUGACGUUGCACUCUGGCCAGCCGCAUGGUGUGGCGGGGCUCCAACAGGGUCAGCUAGAGGUGAUGCUGGAGAGACAAUUGAUGUAUGAUGAUGAGAGAGGCCUUGGAGAGGGGGUGGAAGACAAUAAACUCACACUCAGUAGGUUCAUUUUACAAAUAGAACCCUUCACCGAGCCCCAGUCAGCAGGACCAGGGGUCACGACCUUCCCCUCACUGCUGGCUUUAUCUAUAGGGGAGGCCCUACAACAGCCCAUAGUGACAAUGUACACUCAAGUCAACACUGAAAUUCUGUCCCCUGUGUUCACCCCCUCCCAGGGCCCCUUUCCAUGUGAUAUCACACUAGUCAGUCUCAGAAAUCUUGUUAAUGAGGUUUUAGACUAUCAAGGUACGAGUCUAGUGCUGCAUCGUAGUGGAUUCCUGUGUUCCUUGCCCUCAGAUGGCACAGAGUGUUCUCUGACAUCUAAUGUGACUAUAAGUACACUUCUAAAAGACCUCUCUGUGGUUAGUGUAAGGGAGACCACUCUUACACAUAUGUAUGAGAAGAGAACUUGGAGCCCACAUUCCGAACUCGAUAUACCUCCGAUGGAGAUCACUUCCUACAAAUUGACCUUGUGACCUGAUGCGUACAUAACAUUUAUCAAAUCAUUCCAGUUCAUAAAACCAUAGAUUUUUAUGAAUUUAUCAUUCUUCAUACAAUUGUACUAUUAGAAAUCAACAUGAAAUGUCUUAGACUCAAAUUGGAUGAUAGAAGUCUUAGUCGAGUGUUACUUCUCAUCAAUUCAUGAUGAGACGCCAAAAUUGAUAGACUUCAAGAAUUUAGGAAAAUGAUCUGUAUACGGUUAUGUUCAAAGGCACAUGCUUUUCAUAUUCCUAGAAGGCAGUGACGAUAAUUGUAUUCAGUCCCUGGUUUGUGAGCACAUUGUUCAAGGAAAGUUUGUGAUUUUUUUUGUAUUUUAACCCAUUCACCCCUAAAGUCACAUUUGAACCUUGCCAAAUCAAAGACUGGGCAAGUCCAGUUUAAAUAUGUAGGUGUGAAUGAGUUAAUUGAUUAAAGAUUAAAGGCAAGGGCUCAUUGUUAAAUUACAAUAAGCAAUAUUAGCAAAGUUAAGAAACAAAUUAAUUUAUAAACAUGUGCCAUACAUAGUUAUGGAAAUGUUUGUGUUGUUUGAAGUGUACAGAGAUUCCUUAUGUCCUAUUUUGUACAUGUUCUAUUUUACAAGAAAGCUGUGUUAUAUUGUUGAACUCAUUCACCCCUGAAAUUUCAUAUUGAACUAAUCCACCUUUGAAUUGGGAGAGUUCAAAUGUUUCUUCAGGGGUAAAUGAGUUUAAGCUUCAUAAGUGUAACUUUGAACAUGGAAGUAGUUUUGUUAUUCCUGUUUCAAAGGAUCCCUGUCCCACUGUACUGUUUUUUUUCCUACAUAGAGUAACCUCCCCUUAACUUCUACUUGGAUAUAACAGUAGCACAGUUGGGCAAGGGCAUUUCUGUUGACCAUGCAGGUAGCUCUAUCGGUCAGAGCGAUAGUAAUAGCAAUCUAAGGCCUAGGGUUAGAAUCCCGGUCUCGCCACACUGAUGUUGAUUAUAUUUUGUGUAUUUCAUCUUUUAUUAUUUCUCAUAAAAGUCCUGUAAGGUGUGGUUUUCUUUUCAGAAAUGAUUUAACAAAGCUAUAGUCAUGUCACACGGUUUUUGGCAGUGGUACGGGGAUCCGUUAAUGUUCAUUUAGAAAUUUAAUUCAUGAAGAAACUAAUGAACUACAAUAUUUUACUAAUAUUAUGUGUGACUUCAAAUUUGUACAGAUUUGUCAUCUUACCAGUUUCAAACUGAGACCAUGUGGUACACUAUGAAAAUAAGAUUUACGAUAUGCGUAAUUUGUUAUCCCAUUAAAGUUACAAGGUUAUUGAAUUUAAAUCCAUGAUAAUAGAAAUUGUUUACAUAUUGUAAUUUUAUAACCUUGAUUUUUGUUUCAACAUGCAUGGCUAGAGUGUUAAAAAGAAUGUCAUUGGUAUUGACAGAAAUUUGUUUUACUUGUUCAUGAUGUCAUGUUACUAUAAUUGGACUAACUGUGACGUCAUGUUACUGUAGUUGGACAACUGACAUCACGUUACUAUGGGGACAACUGACAUCACGUUAAUAUAGUUGGACAACUGACAUCACAUUACUAUGGUUGGACAACUGACAUCACGUUACUAUGGUUGGACAACUGACAUCACGUUACUAUAGUUGGACAACUGACAUCACGUUUCUAUGGGGACAACUGACAUCACGUUACUAUGGUUGGACAACUGACAUCACGUUACUAUGGUUGGACAACUGACAUCACGUUACUAUGGUUGGACAACUGACAUCACGUUACUAUGGUUGGACAACUGACAUCACGUUACUAUGGUUGGACAACUGACAUCACGUUACUAUGGUUGGACAACUGACAUCACGUUACUAUAGUUGGACAACUGACAUCACGUUACUAUGGGGACAACUGACAUCACGUUACUAUGGUUGGACAACUGACAUCACGUUACUAUGGUUGGACAACUGACAUCACGUUACUAUGGUUGGACAACUGACAUCACGUUACUAUGGUUGGACAACUGACAUCACGUUACUAUGGUUGGACAACUGACAUCACGUUACUAUGGUUGGACAACUGACAUCACGUUACUAUGGUUGGACAACUGACAUCACGUUACUAUGGUUGGACAACUGACAUCACGUUACUAUGGUUGGACAACUGACAUCACGUUACUAUGGUUGGACAACUGACAUCACGUUACUAUAGUUGGACAACUGACAUCACGUUUCUAUGGGGACAACUGACAUCACGUUACUAUGGUUGGACAACUGACAUCACGUUACUAUGGUUGGACAACUGACAUCACGUUACUAUGGUUGGACAACUGACAUCACGUUAAUAUAGUUGGACAACUGACAUCACGCUACUAUAGUUGGACAACUGGCAUCACAUUACUAUAAUCGGACUAACUGUGAUGUCAUGUUAUUACAGUUGGACUAUGACAUCACGUAUUGACUAAAAAUAUCUCAGUAUAUUUUUAGAAAAUUUAUUUUGAUUUAAACAUUAUAUAAUGUAUGAAAUCAGGAAAUUAGAAAUGAUUGAUUUUCUUCAUUCACAAAAUGGAAAUUAUUUCAGUUGAGCCUCUCUAUACAGAAAUACAAGUGUACUAUAGAUUCUGUUCCCUGACAAGACAUUUUCCCCCUCUGCAAUUAAUGGAGGGGGCAAAAUUAAGUCCAUAUUGAAAUUGUUUUCAUCUUUAAACAUCUGUUGAAUAAGCAGGUUUUACAAUGUAAAAAUUGAUUCUUCACUAAGAUCAUAUUUUUAAAUGAUGUCACCGAAUUUUGCUUACAGCUUGGUGUUUGUAUGAAAUAAAACUACUAUUUUUUGGAAUUUUCUUUUUGACAGUAAGAAAGAUCUUUAAAAACAAAUCUUCACAAUUUAUUCCUCAUAAGUUGAUUACACAACUUUUGUAUGAAAUAAAAUCCCUUGUAAUUAGCAAUGUUGUUGUUUGCAUGGAAAUGUUAUUCAAAAAUGUUUGGUGUCCAAGGUAAAAAAAAUUCUGUCAAAAGUUUAAAUUUCCAUGCAAUUAUUAAAAGAGCCUGAUCAAAGUUGUUGGACAUCUCAACAAAGAUAAUGGACGGACAGUUUAUGUAUGCUUGGCUUUGAUAGUGCUGUAACAUAGUAGGUGCCUAGCUUAUACAUCAGUAUCAAGUCAUAUUUCUGUAUCGUGAGGGUUUGUUGAUAUUUGAGAUUGACUUGUGUACGAGGUGAUUUGUAUUACUGCGAAUAGUUAUAUUCUCACAGAACCUAACAUUUGACAUGGAUUUUUAACUUUUUAAUUAAACUUAAUUGAAAAUCAAUUUAAAAAAAUAAAAAAUCACAGGACUGCUUGACAUCAUUAUAUCGAUAAUGAUUCAGGUUAAUUUGGAUUGGAAAUCCACAUUGUACAUACUGGAAAAGAGAAAUUUUCGGGGGUUGAAAUUUUCACGCAUCUCGUAAUUUCUGGUAAAUAAAAGCAAUUCUUUUCAAUCAACUUUUCCUAGCCACCUAUGUUAAUGUUACAAGCAGAAUUUUUCUGUGUGAACAACUUUUCACUGUAAAAUGAAAACUAGAAAUUAAAUCCACAUAAAAAGUGAAUCACUUUUGAUAGAUAUAGUUCUUCCAUUACUCGGGGAAAUAAUGUGUAUAUUUCCAGAUUUGUAUAGAACUUGAAGUGUCUGUGUCCAGAUGCAAGUCAUCCUAGCUAGAAACUCCAAACUGGAAUAUGUCGUGACAAAAUUGAAGGCUCUGUUUGUGCGACCUUGUGGAUGCCACAAGUAGACCAGUUUGAUCCUUUGAUCACAUCAAGAGAAUCAUGCAGCAGCAUAACGGUAAAAUUGACAGACUUUAAAACCAGGUGUCGCUCCUCUGUAAUCUUCAAAGCAUAGUUAUCAUCUUAGUGAUUCAGACAUAGGUCAGGUGGUUUUUUUUACUUGAAACCAAUGAAACAGCUUAUUAUUUGCCUUGGAUUUUAUUAUGACAUAUUCCAGGGAGUAAGAGAAACUAAUUUCUGGAUGGAUGCGAGUCCUACAGUAAGGGAGGUUUCGGAAUUGGGAUACUAUUUAAAAUGAAUUUGUAAAAACUGUACAAAUCGCUUUCUGGACACAAUCAGGAAAUAAAUUGUUCAUUACAUAUAUCAAAGCUUUACUUUAUACACAAUGAACAUAUUAAACGUGUCGUAGGGUUUCAAGUCCAACUGGUCCCUUUGUCAAGCUAUGAUUGAGUGAGCAGUUUGAAUAGAUCACCUAUAGAACGAUAUUUGAUACAGUGUGUUUAACAAACACUCUCUAUUGAUAGGCGAAACAUACCCGGUCGAGUAAAAAUAUGAAAUAUACAAUUUCGUCACUUCGUUGUACAGAUAAACAAUACAAAUUGCUCACUCACUCAUAACU